CGGUAAGGCUGAAGAUGCGUUUUCUGCCUAGUUUUGACUUUUGAGCGCGCAGUUUGUACAGUUUUGGCAAGAGGAUUCUUGUUCCCACCUGUUCCUUCCGAGUCCGACUGGUGUAUUUUGCGGAGAGAUGUGCAGAUCGAUAAUUAAUGCCCCUACAGACGAGAGAGCGAAAGGGGUGGCAUGACAUUCCGUUAAGUUACAGUGUCAGUGUGAUAAGAUGAGGAGCCGACCACUCAUCUUCCCUUUCUGACAGCUGCAGCUUCUGGUUCUCCGUCGAGUAAAUCACAACUAGAAAGCAACAGGAGCACGCAAUGUCACAGCUUUAUUACAAGAAAACUGACAACUCCUCAUACAGGGAUCGUAUCCCUCUGCGGAUUGUAAGGGCUGAAUCUGAGCUUUCUGCCUUGGAGAGGGCCUUCCUGGGGGCUGUUGAGAAGGGGGACUACGCCACUGUGAAACAAGCCCUGGAGGAAGCUGAGAUUUAUUUCAGAAUCAACAUCAACUGUGUCGACCCCCUGGGACGCACAGCUCUGCUCAUUGCCAUUGAAAAUGAAAACCUGGAACUCAUUGAGCUGCUGCUCAGCUAUAAUAUAUAUGUGGGUGAUGCCCUGCUACAUGCCAUCCGUAAAGAAGUGGUGGGGGCUGUGGAGCUGCUACUCAAUCAUAAGAAGCCAAGUGGGGAAAAACAGGUCCCACCAAUUCUUCUGAACAAACAUUUUUCAAACUUCACCCCAGAUAUCACUCCAAUCAUCCUUGCGGCUCACACCAACAACUACGAGAUCAUUAAACUGCUUUUGCAGCGAGGUGUUUCCAUACCUCAGCCACAUGCUGUACGUUGCAACUGCGUGGAGUGUGUGUCCAGCUCAGACGUGGAUGGCCUGCGUCACUCGCUGUCUCGUCUUAACAUCUACAAGGCCCUUGCCAGCCCAUCUCUCAUUGCCCUCUCCAGUGAGGAUCCUUUCCUCACAGCUUUUCAGCUCAGCUGGGAGCUGAAGGAGCUCAGCACAAUGGAGAAUGAGUUUAAGUCAGAGUAUGAGGAGCUGUCCCAGACGUGUAAACAAUUUGCAAAGAACCUCUUGGACCAGACUCGAAGCUCUAAAGAGUUGGAGAUAGUCCUCAACUACCGUGAUGACAUCAAUCCUCUGUUGGAUGAGACCAGUAAUGAUCUGGCACGACUGAAACUGGCUAUCAAAUUUUCCCAGAAAGAGUUUGUUGCUCAGCCCAACUGUCAGCAGCUGCUGGCAUCUCGUUGGUAUGAUGAGUUCCCAGGCUGGAGGAGGCGUCACUGGGUGGCAAAACUCAUUACAUCCUUCUUCAUUGGCCUUGUCUUUCCACUGCUAUGUGUCUUCUACCUGAUCUCUCCAAAGAGCCGCUAUGGCAUGUUCAUCCGUAAGCCCUUCAUCAAGUUCAUCUGUCACACUGCGUCCUACCUGACCUUCCUCUUCCUGCUCUUCUUGGCCUCACAGCAUAUAGCUACUAGAGGUCCCAACGUACAAGGCCCAGCACCCACCACUGUGGAAUGGAUAAUCCUGCCCUGGGUGCUUGGCUAUAUAUGGUCUGAGAUCAAGCAGAUGUGGGACAGUGGUUUUCAAGACUACAUAGAUGACUGGUGGAACUUCAUGGACUUCAUAAUGAACGCUUUGUACCUUGCAACCAUUUCUCUGAAGAUUGUUGCCUAUGUGAAGUACCGUGGGUGUAAAAAGAGAGAGAACUGGGAAAAGUGGCACCCGACUUUGAUGGCAGAGGCACUGUUUGCCAUCGCCAACAUCUUCAGCUCCUUGCGUCUCAUCUGCCUUUUCACUGCCAAUUCCCAUCUGGGCCCCUUACAGAUCUCACUGGGUCGCAUGCUCUUGGACAUCCUCAAGUUUCUCUUCAUCUAUUGUCUAGUACUGCUAGCCUUUGCCAAUGGCCUCAACCAGCUCUACUUUUAUUAUGAAACACAUGAGAAGGGUUGCAAGGGUAUUCGCUGUAGUCCUCAAAACAACGCCUUCUCAACGUUGUUCGAGACACUGCAGUCAUUAUUUUGGUCUAUAUUUGGUCUGAUUUCACUCUCGGUGACCACUGUGAAUGCAAAACAUGAAUUCACUGAGUAUGUGGGCGCUACCAUGUUUGGCACAUAUAAUGUGAUCUCCCUGGUUGUGCUUCUGAACAUGCUAAUUGCAAUGAUGAAUAACUCCUAUCAGCAUAUUGCUGAUCAUGCAGAUAUAGAGUGGAAAUUUGCAAGAACAAAGUUGUGGAUGAGCUAUUUUGAAGAAGGGGGGACUUUGCCAUCUCCAUUCAAUAUAAUUCCCAGUCCAAAGUCAAUUUAUUAUCUAAUUGAAUUGAUAAAGACACAUCUGUGUAGGAGACCAAGCGUAAAAAGGCUUGAAACCUUUGAAACCUUAGGGAGACGUGCAGCCGACAAUGUAAGAUUGAACUACAAGUAUCAGGAGGUUUUGAGGAGCCUUGUGAAGCGUUAUGUGGCUGCAAUGAUCAGAGAUGCCAAGACAGAGGAAGGGUUGACAGAAGAGAAUUUCAAGGAGCUUAAGCAGGAUAUCUCCAGCUUUCGCUAUGAAGUCCUGGGAAUGAUGAGGGGUAAAUCUCAUAGUGGGGUAGCAGGAACAGUUGCAAGCUCCACCAUGGCUUAUCCGGGUAACUCUUUCAAAUAUUCUCCCAAAUUUCCUAUCGAUGAGCCUCAACAGACGCUGAGCAUGUUUGAUGUGGUCACCAGUGCCCUGCAGAGUGGCGCUGCCAACACCACCAGCUCUGUUCACUCUAACAGGCUAGCCAAUGGUUCGGUCGUUCCAUCCAGUUCAGAAAAGAUUCAGAAUGAGCUGUCCGAGGAUGUCUCAAAUGCUGAGCCCCUCCAGAAUGAGCUGUCCGAGGAUGUAUCAAAUGCUGGGCCCCUCCAGAAUGAGCUGUCCGAGGAUGUCUCAAAUGCUGGGCCCCUCCAGACAGAGAGCAGACGCUCCUCUCAGAAAUGUGAUGAAACAUCAGAGGAAGAUAUGUCGGGAUGUGGUGGACAAAACCAAGAAAAUAUUGAGACUGAGAAAGUAAUUGUGGAAGUUUUACAGCAAGUGGAAAAGGACAUUGAGGAGAUUGAAUCUUCUUGUGGAGAAGUCACCCAGGAAGCUGUAAAUGGGCCCAAAAACUAUAAAAAUUAAUCGGCAAAUGAAGGACGGAGAGCUACUUUUUGUUUUUUUACUUGAAUUCUCUUAGCUACCAGUUUUAAACUAGUUGAUUGAAAUAUACUGACUCUUAUGGUAAACAAUAUUGAAGUUGUAUAGACUGAGUUUAAACAAUCUUCACUGCUGACACACACGAUGGUACAAUAAUGUUAUGUUUUUUCACAUAUUACAUCCUUUCGCCUCUAACUGAUAAAGAAUACAAAAGUAAAUGAGAAUUGACCUCAAUGAGUAUUCAACUGACACUCAAGCAAUUGUGUAACAAAUUUGUAAUUCAUGUUUUACCUUGAACCAAUAAUUCAUCCUCUACCCUUCCACCUUAAACUCUCCUCUUAUUGUGAUAUGCGAAAAUACUGUAUCUUAAAUCUUUGUAGAAAAACUAUUACUCAUAUGCUGAAAGCAUCCAGUUCUUUUUGCUAUAAGUAAUAUACCAAGAAAUAAGAAACUUAACACAAUAAUAUCAAGUUCACUUUAUUUAGUGUGUGAGCUCAUUUACCAUUUACUGUCUAGCUAAUUCAGAGUUUAGGAACAGUUUCACCUCUAGGGUGAGAGGGAAUGUUUUACUCCUAAGUUUGCUGCUGUAACAGAAGAGAGAUGAAAUAUGUUUCAGGAUGUAGUCUUCAAUUCCCUCAAGUCUUCUUCCUCUAUGUCAGCUACAGUACCUUGCAAACUUAAAGGUGUAUAAGGGCUCUUCUGCAAUGUGCAAUUUAGCAAUGUGUCAUGUAUCGAACUUACUCUGUGAUUAA
This is a messenger RNA of Monopterus albus (swamp eel), 3910 nucleotides long. RefSeq names its product transient receptor potential cation channel, subfamily C, member 4b (gene trpc4b). The transcript is spliced from 11 exons. Gene Ontology annotation, cellular component: cation channel complex; plasma membrane. The record is from RefSeq and is a predicted model, not a curated record. Gene Ontology annotation, biological process: regulation of cytosolic calcium ion concentration; calcium ion transmembrane transport. Gene Ontology annotation, molecular function: protein binding; store-operated calcium channel activity; inositol 1,4,5 trisphosphate binding. NCBI's taxonomy places the organism in Eukaryota, Metazoa, Chordata, Actinopteri, Synbranchiformes, Synbranchidae. The coding region runs from base 312 to 3143 and encodes 943 amino acids.